Molecule: messenger RNA, 789 nt
Organism: Euleptes europaea (tarantolino)
Lineage: Eukaryota; Metazoa; Chordata; Lepidosauria; Squamata; Sphaerodactylidae
Gene: GSC
Product: goosecoid homeobox
Exons: 3
Coding region: 1-789 (262 amino acids)
Biological process (GO): regulation of transcription by RNA polymerase II
Cellular component (GO): nucleus
Molecular function (GO): DNA-binding transcription factor activity, RNA polymerase II-specific; RNA polymerase II cis-regulatory region sequence-specific DNA binding
Source: RefSeq, a predicted model, not a curated record
AUGCCUGCCGGCGGCAUGUUCAGCAUCGACAACAUCCUGGCGGCCCGGCCCCGCUGCAAGGCGUCCUCCUCGCCCUCCUCCUCCUCCUCUUCCUCGCUGGUGCUGCAGCCCCAGGGCGCCGCGCCCGUCGUCUUCUCGGCCAGCCUGCCCGGCGGGGACUCGCUCUACGCCGCGGCCGGCGGCGACUACGGCGGCUACUACCCGCGGGCCGUGGCGCCGGCGUCCGGCCUGCCCGCCCUCGGGGGGUCGCGGCUGGGGGGCUACGGCAACUACUACUACGGGCAGCUCCACGUCCAGGCGUCGGCCGUCGGCCCUUCCUGCUGCGGCGCCGUGCAGCCCUUGGGGGCUCAGCAGUGCUCCUGCGUCCCGGCCGCAGGUUACGAAGGUACAGGCUCCGUCCUCAUGUCCCCCGUGCCCCACCAGAUGCUGCCCUAUAUGAACGUGGGCACCCUGUCCCGGACGGAACUGCAGCUGCUGAACCAGCUCCACUGCCGGAGGAAACGGAGGCACCGCACCAUCUUCACCGACGAACAGCUGGAGGCGCUGGAAAACCUCUUCCAGGAAACCAAAUACCCAGAUGUGGGUACGAGGGAACAGCUGGCCAGGAGAGUGCAUUUGCGGGAGGAGAAAGUGGAGGUUUGGUUCAAGAACCGCCGGGCUAAAUGGAGGAGGCAAAAGCGAUCUUCUUCGGAGGAGUCCGAAAACGCCCAGAAAUGGAAUAAAGCUUCCAAAACAUCCCCGGAGAAGAGACAGGAAGAAAACAAAAGCGAUCUGGACUCCGACAGCUGA